UUUAAUUGGCAAUGACAUCAUUAAAAACGAUGAGCCAACUCUUUCAAAAGCAAUCAAUAUUCAAGUAACUCCUGAUGGACAAAUGUCGAUAACACCAUUUAAAGGAGUGCAGUGUUACAUUAGAAGUCGGGCAGACUCAAACUGGAGGCAGUUGGGAAUUGAUACUACUUAUCCUUUACAUUUGCAAGACACGUGUCUUCUUAAUCCAAUUAAAAUUUGGUUUAGAGUAAUAUCUGCAAUGAGUGAAAAUAAUAAUCUAGUAAACAAGAGGCUGCAGGAAGAAUCAUCUGGUGAUGAGCCACCUUGUAAAAAACCAUGUUCAGAAAUUGACAAUAGCAAUGCAGGUACAGGUGAUAAUUCAGUACAAGAUUCAGCAGUUAAUAAUGAAGCGCACAAUAAUACACCCUAUGAAGCAAUUACUUUACAAAUUAAAAAAGAAGAAAGUUCAAAUUAUUCAGCAGAAACUAAAGAGCAUGAUCAAAUUGAAACUAAAAUAAACUCAAAGUCAGAUGAAAAUGAACAAUCUGAUCCUCUAUUUAUUCCAAAUGUAAAUGAUGAUCAUGGAGAUGAUUUUGAAGCAAGAAUUUUAAAUGGUCAAGUUGGUGAUGGUGAUCAAGCAUUAGAUAUAGGUAAUGCUACUGGUAGCAGUGAUCAAGUUGGUGUCUCUAAUGCAACUGGUGAUGGAGCUCAACAAACUGGUCAAACAAAUAAUAAACCAAAGUACAGAGAAAAGUGCAAAUAUGGAGAUACAUGUUACAGGAUAAAUUCAGAGCAUAGAAGUCAAUUUUCUCAUCCAGGGGACAGUGAUUAUAAUCUUAUUGAUCAAAGGCCUGAAUGUGAGUAUGGAACUGCAUGCUAUCGCAAAAAUCCACAGCACAAACAGGAUUAUAAACAUACAGUUCGCAAACCCAGAAAAGUCAAAACAACAGUAGCUAGGCAACUUACCCCUGAAAGUGAUUUCUCUGAUGAGGACUCGUUCACUGAAUCUAUUGAUGAAUCAGAUUAUGAUCCAUCAUUCAUCGAUGACGAUGAAUAUGAAAUAGAUUAUUGACACUUACAAAUAAGAUAUAGCAAAAGCAAUCAAAUUGUAAAUAGGAAUAUAUUAUUUAGGAUUAAAAUGUUUCAAUAACAGAGAGCAAAUUAAUAAAAACAAUGAAGAAUCAUUAAAAAUGAUAAAAUUCAAAAAGUGAUAAUUCAGUUGUUAUUUGAAUUCAAAUACUUUUGAUGAAUGAAUAAAGUUAUCAAUUUGUUUUUAUUUAAUCAAAACAAUAAAUUUUUAAACAAUA
Messenger RNA from Trichogramma pretiosum, 1286 nucleotides. RefSeq names its product aprataxin and PNK-like factor. Gene Ontology annotation, cellular component: nucleus; site of double-strand break. The record is from RefSeq and is a predicted model, not a curated record. Gene Ontology annotation, biological process: double-strand break repair. The transcript is spliced from 5 exons. Bases 83 to 1051 code for a protein of 322 amino acids. Gene Ontology annotation, molecular function: DNA-(apurinic or apyrimidinic site) endonuclease activity; 3'-5' exonuclease activity. Lineage: Eukaryota; Metazoa; Arthropoda; Insecta; Hymenoptera; Trichogrammatidae.